AGCUGUUACUGAAAGCUAAACCAGGAACCAGGAAAUGCACAAGCCUCUUUAUGUAGAAAAACAGCUGGGCUCCCUCGGAGGCGGAGGUGAAGGAGCACCAUGGGAAACCAGCUCUGCUGCGGGGGACGCUGGAGCUGCCCAUCAACUUCCCAGAGGAAAAAGAAAAUGGGAAGCCAAGCAAGACCGACACUGAAGCAGCAGCAGAAGCAGCAGCAACAGCAGCAGCAGCAGCAGCAGCAGCAGCAGAAUGGCACCAAGGCCCCUGACACAACAGGACAUACGUAUGAGCAGGUGUUACAGAAGCCUGCGUCUCGGGAGAGGAGUGGAGGCCUCCGGUCCAAGGAGAGCAGCUUACAUUAUGCAGACAUUCAAGUGUACAGCUGUACCGAGCCACGCUCCGCUCUGGAGGUGAAGCAUCUGCAGUUAGAAAAUGCUACAGAGUAUGCAACCCUUCGCUUCCCCCAGGCCACACCCCGCUAUGACAGCAAGAAAGGCACCCUGGUGUGAACCUGGCGGAGGAUGGACCUGUUUUGUCAUUUCACCGCCACUCACGUGGGGAGAGGCUGCUUUGGGGAAUUUGCUGGCUGCCCAGAGAUGGCUGCCAUCUUUUAAACUUAAAGAACUCCAGAACCCCAGUGAGUGCCCCCAGUCUUGCUCUCUCCCCUAGGCCUGCCUUCAGUUUGCCACUGUGAACUUGGAGUUGUAUUUGGGUUGGCUUGGGGCGGGGCGGGGGGACGGGGAAUGGAGUUUCACAAAAGGAGGGGCUGAGGGGAGCGUGCAGGAAGUUUAACCCCUACCUUUGCUUUUGCUUUCAAGAAAAGUGCAGGAAGAACGGGUUACCCCAGCACUUAAACUGAUUUUGUUGGGCUUAAUUUAAUGGUGUCUCUUUUAUACACCUUAUAUUCAAAACCGAAGAAAUGCCCUGAUAAAGCAUUCCGAGUUCUCACACACAGUCCCCAGGGCUGGCUUGGGCAAUUCCCUCAAUGGUUGGGUCAAAGGUCCCAGAACCUAAAAAGACAAACGAGGGCAGGGGUGAGGCGUGGAGGAAGCGAUUCCCCGACCACCGGUUGCCUGUAUUUCAAGUCACUGACAGCACUGCAUGGCCCAGAAGCUCCCCCUGGCUGCACUGUUGGCUCUCAGGCGCAGAGUCGCUAGGAUCAAUAAAUCGCAUAAGGAACAUG
This is a messenger RNA of Hyaena hyaena (striped hyena), 1181 nucleotides long. RefSeq names its product chromosome unknown C11orf52 homolog (gene CUNH11orf52). The transcript is spliced from 4 exons. The record is from RefSeq and is a predicted model, not a curated record. Gene Ontology annotation, cellular component: extracellular exosome. Lineage: Eukaryota; Metazoa; Chordata; Mammalia; Carnivora; Hyaenidae. Bases 100 to 507 code for a protein of 135 amino acids.